Anthostomella pinea is the source of this 792-nucleotide messenger RNA. The record is from the annotation of a GenBank genome assembly. Lineage: Eukaryota; Fungi; Ascomycota; Sordariomycetes; Xylariales; Xylariaceae.
AUGACGACAAAACCUUCUGACGCGCCUUGGGCGGACGAGCCGUUCAAGCUGAUCGCGACCCCGUCGAAGCGUCUAGAUGACCACCAUGCCUACGUGCACUGCGCGUCCGAGAUGACUCACUCGCACAACGUUAUCAUACGCGGGCUGAACGCGAUCAUCCAGCAAGCUCCCCAUGUACCUGAUUCAACAGACCCGAGUUACAACGCCCAGGACGUCAAUGACCUCCUCUUCUACACCCAGUCAUGGGCAAAGAUGCUCGCACAACACCAUUCUGUCGAGGAAACGUACAUAUUCCCGGACCUGAAGAAGCUCAGCGGGGACUCUUUCAUGAUGGACGACGCCCUGCACCAACAUGAGCUGUUCCACGAUGGGCUCGAGAAACUGUUGGCGUAUGUCUCGUCGACGGAACCAGGUGACUACCGCAGGGACGCGCCGGGUGGCAUGAAGGACAUCAUCGACUCGUUCAGCAAGGAUCUGACCGAUCAUCUGUACGCCGAGAUUGAUGAAAUCUUGGGCAUGGGGAACCUGGACAGCGCGGGAUUGAGGCAAGUUUGGGAUCAAGCUGAGAAGGUCGCCAAGGCAAAUGGUAACCUGGGGAUGCUAUACGACGUGUUCCCUUGCGUACUUGGAUGCGCGGAUAAGACGUGUGAAGGGGGGAAUACGUUUCCUCCCCUGCCGGGCGUCGUACUUUACGCGGUCAAGUACUGGUUUGCUUCCGGCAAUGGUGCUUGGAGGUUCAACCCGUGCGACUUGUGGGGUCAACCGCGGCCUUUGACUUUCGUUCCCCAGUAG